AUGGUGUGCUGGAAAAUCGCAUCGCUUUGCUUCAUAAUUUGUGUUGUUUCCCAUCAAGUAUUAUCAAAAAGCAAUACUACUAAAGAAAAUCACUUACCGCCGUGUCGAGCCUGUAGAAAUUUCGUAGAAUCUUUUAAAAGCGCGGUUCAAAUAGUAACUAAUAAGACCAAAGAUGGCAAACAAGCACAGUUCGUAGAAAUUACAAAAAAACUCUGCACCGAACAAUCCGACAAACUGUGCGAAGAAUUAAUGGCAAAAUACAGCGAUAAGCUAGAAGAAUGGUGGAUUGAAGGCAAAGAAAAACACCCAAACGUUGAAAGUUUCAUAUGCAUAGAAACAUUUGAAGUCUGCUGCCCUGAUUUACACUAUGGUCCUGACUGUAAGCCUUGUUUAGGCUAUCCUAACAAUGUCUGUAACAAUAACGGUAAAUGCAAAGGCUCUGGAACAAGGAAAGGAAACGGUGGAUGUCUCUGUGACCGAGGAUACACUGGAGAAUUUUGUGAUAAGUGUUCGGAAAGCCACUACGAGGCAUACAAAGACGAUAAAAAGCUUAUAUGCGCAGAGUGUCAUCUCUCUUGUGAAGGCCUUUGUACAAAAGCUGGUCCCAAAGGCUGUGCAAAGUGUAAACCAGGCUUCAUAAUGGACAAGGAUAAAGGAUGUUUGGAUAUAAAUGAAUGCGCUGCAAGAAAACGUCCUUGCACGCCUCUCCAAUUUUGCGUCAACACUGAGGGAGAUUAUAGAUGCUUGGAUUGUGACAGAUCUUGCGCUGGAUGUUCGGGAGAUGGUCCGGACAUGUGUAUAGAUUGCGCCACAGGUUACGAAAAGAAAGACAAAAUGUGCGUGGAUAGCAGCGAACAGAGGCGGCAGAAUUUCGUGUGGUAUUCGAGAUAUCUGACGUAUUUGGGGCUGUGUAUUUCUACGUGUAUCAUUUUGAACAAGAAUAUCUACAUUGCUGCAGUGAUUGGUAUGUGCGUGGGUGUUUACAUUACUGUAUCGGAGCAAACUUCUAGUCCUACUCAGAAUCUUGAGCAGCAAUUGGCUGACGAAAUUGUAAAUGCCCUCAAUAUCUGA
Acanthoscelides obtectus is the source of this 1071-nucleotide messenger RNA. Lineage: Eukaryota; Metazoa; Arthropoda; Insecta; Coleoptera; Chrysomelidae. The record is from the annotation of a GenBank genome assembly.